AUGGCAUUGUUUGUUGAACACCUUUGCGGAUCUAUGAAAAUUUGCCAUCUUCUUACUAGCAUAUCCGGUAGUCUCAGCGGUGGCUGUGAUGGUGGUCGGAUAAAUGUGGUUGUAAUGAGCGAGGAGAAGCUGAGAGUGGAAUUGGAGAUUUUAGUUUUAGUGACAAAUUUGGUGGUUUUGAUGGUGUGUUUCGGGAACCUCGAUCUGGUGGCAUUAGAUGUGGUAGCGACGAAGUUGUUGUUGCUGGGAGCAGCGGCGAACUUACCAACAGUUGAUCAUGUAUCAAUGUUAGUGGUGGGAGAUUUGAAGUCGAUGAAACUAAACUCAAAUCUAGUUGGAUUUGGAAAAAGGAUUUCGACUGCAUCUGAAACAUCUUUUUCACCUUUCUGUUCUUCAACAACAACUUGUUAUGGAAAAAAGUUUUCUAUGGAUUUCAUAGAUUUCAGAUCUGGCUCUUUCAAGAAUGACGAUUUAGAUUCUUUCGAAAUGGAUGAUAACCAAAAUUUUUAUUAUCUUCUUGUUUGGAGGAUGUAUAUUCAGAUUCUGGCAAUGCACGUCGUUGGUUUUUUUUUCUUGAAUUUUGUUUUAAUUGAUAAUUAUGAGAGAAGAUCUUUGAAUGAAAGAGUUUUAGCAAGGUACGAGUCACGUAGGGAUGUUUUGGAAUCAAUUACUAGUACGAGUGAUUCUCGUUGCAUAUGGGAAUUGAGAAUGUGUAGAAACACAUUUGCACAUCUUUGUGAGGUUUUAAGGGUACGAGGAGGAUUAGUGCAACUUGGACAAGUAAGUGUUGAAGAACAAGUUGCAAUUUUUUUAAAUAUACUCGCACAUCACACAAAAAAUAGAAGUAUUCAAGUUAGAUUGUCUAGAUCAGGACAAACAAUUAGCAGAUAUUGUCAUAGAGUACUGGCCGCAGUUUUGAGAUUACGAAAUGAUUUACUUGCCAAACCAGAACCUAUACCUCAGGAUUGCUCUGAUGAAAGAUGGAAAUGGUUUAAGGGUUGCUUAGGAGCUUUAGAUGGGACUUACAUAACAGUGACACCGAGUGUUUCAGACAGACCUAGAUAUCGUACGAGAAAAGGUGGACUUAGAUGUUUUGGCCUUUUGAAAAAACGAUGGGCUAUAUUGAGAAACCCAUCGUUUUAUCCUAUUAGAACACAAUGUCGAAUGAUCCUUGCUUGUUGUUUAUUGCAUAACUUCAUCCGUGUGAACAUGGCAAUGGAUCCAGAAGAAUUUUCUCCAUUUGCAGAAGAUGAGCUACCUUUAGGAGAAGAAACAAUCAAUAUAGUGGAAACUAUUGAACCUAGUAAUCAAUGGACUCAAAGGAGAGAUGUGCAUGCUCAAGAAAUGUUUACAGAAUGGAGGAAUAAACAUAGGCAUUAG
This is a messenger RNA of Vicia villosa (hairy vetch), 1380 nucleotides long. RefSeq lists its product as uncharacterized. The transcript is spliced from 7 exons. Bases 1 to 1380 code for a protein of 459 amino acids. The record is from RefSeq and is a predicted model, not a curated record. NCBI's taxonomy places the organism in Eukaryota, Viridiplantae, Streptophyta, Magnoliopsida, Fabales, Fabaceae.